UAUUAAGCUCCUGGUUCUGGCCACACCCUUGGCAGGGCCCACUGAACACGUUGGACCUGUGAUGACUCCCAGAGGGUGUGUCCACUGUGAACCAGACUAGUGUUCACCUCCUCCAGCUCUUUACCGGCGGGGGAGUUGUUAACCUCGCCUCAGUCCUCCUCCUCCUCCUCCUCUUCUGGACUUUGGAGACACGCAGCAGCGCCAGAUCCGUGCGCCUCUCAGGAGGGAAGUGAAGCGUUUUCCCCAGCGGCUCAGCUCGGAUAUUUGACACUACUGGAAAUACCACCAACACACAUUUUCCUUUUUGUGUACAACCUGUAACCAACUCGGAUACUUGGCAGGAUCUGAGGCUGUAACCAUGGGGGACGUGGUUUCCUCUCACCUGGAUGAGAGCAGGCGGGAGAUGAUUACAGCUCGGACCGGACAUUUGAUGAAGGAGUUCAGUGACGUGUACGAGCAGCAGUAUGCAGUCGCUCUCUUCAACAGUGUCCGCUAUGAGAUAGAAGGUGGAGGAGGAACGCAGGCGCAGCUGCUUCACAGAAAGGACCCUCUGGCAGGCAGGUCCAUUUUCUCGGGGAGUCUGUUUCAAUAUCUGGAGGAGAACAGGAAGUGGAGGAAUCGCUUUGUGUCUGUGCCAAACAGCUACACCAUCAGCCUCUAUGAAAACAAAACAGCACAUGAACGAGGCCUCCACCCAAAAGUUACUAUCAACUGUGCUGGGUACAAAGCCCUGACCUCAAUGGAGGAAUACUUGGAGCUGAUUAAUGCCAGCCUGCCAGGUAUCAAGGCCAAAGUGGGCACUCAUCCAUUUAUCAAGUGUGCGAGCCAGUUCCCCCUCAUCCUGUGGCACCCAUAUGCCCGCCACCACUACUUCUGUGUGAUGACAGAGAAGGAGCAGAAGAAGUGGCAUGCUGUGCUGCAGGACUGCGUCAGACACAGUGACAACGGUCUGUCAGAGGACUGCCCUGUUCAGAUGCCGGCCUUCACUGAUGCCGUGAGACUUCACAGACAAGCCAAGGGACACUACGGGACCUGGGAUAUGAUGUGUGGACAGCCCCCACAGAUUCUAGCAAAUCUGGUGAUGGAGACCCUCCACCCAGAGCUUAGGAGCGUGAUUGGUCCUCGUCUGAAGGGAAAGAUGCAGCAGAAGCAAAGGAAUUGGAUGUUGAUCUCUGAUGCAGUGUACAGACAGGUGUUGGCACAGACCACCGGUCAGUAUGAAGCACUGGUCGAAGCCUGUGAGGCCCAGAGAGUUCAGCUGGAUGCCAGACUGCGAACUGACAUGGACCAGAUUAUCACAUCCAAAGAGCACGUCAGCAGCAAGAUACGAGCUAUGGUGUUGCCCAAGGCAGAGCAACUCCUGCGGAACAGCGUCCAGCCAUACAUCAGCUCCAUCCUGGAGGCCCUGAUGGAGCCCACAAGCCGAGGUUUCUCCGAGGUCCGGGACGUUUUCUUCAGGGAGUUGGUGGAGAUCAGCAAGAACUCGCUAAAUGGAGGGGGCAAAGAAAAACUGGGUGAUCACUUGGAGAGGCUGUCCAUGCUGGCCUUCCACCCAGUGAAGAUGCAGAGCUGCUAUGAGAAGGUGGAGCAGCUCAAUCUGGAGGGGCUGCAGCAGAGGUUCGACGUCUCCAACCCCUCUGUGUUUGUCAGCAGGGCUCAGAUCCUCAUGAGGGAGCAAAUGGACAAUGCAGUGUACACAUUUGAACAGCUGCUCAACCAGUCUUUAGAGGCCCAGGGAGGAGACGACAUGUGCAAGAACAUCCAGCGCUGCCAGGACCGAGUUCUCAAGAAAUAUGAUUAUGACAGCAGCACGGUGCGCAAGAAGUUCUUCAGAGAAGCUCUGCUGCAGAUCAUCAUCCCAUACAUGCUGCAGCAUCUCUCGCCAUCCUGCUCACCUGAGCUGCCUCACUUCAAAGAGCUAAUCUUUGAGGACUUCUCCCGUUUCCUGCUGGUGGAAAACCUGUUCGAGGAGGUGGUGCUGCAGUCUGUCUCCAAGGACAUAAUGAUGGCUGUGAAGGAGGCGGCUGUCCAGAGGAGACACAACCUGUACAGGGACAGCAUCAUCCUGACCAGCAGUGACCCCAACCUACACCUGCUCGGGGAAACUCCUUCAGUGGACUGGGCUGCUAAAUUUGGUGGUGAUGAGGCAGACGGCUCUGUUGAUGUUGGCGGCAUUGAAGGAGGAUGCUCUGGGAAAAGGCGCAGGCAGGUGGUGUCCAUGAUCCAGCUGGAUGGGGUUCCUCUGCCCUUUGAGUCCUGUUUGGAGGUCCCAGGUGUGGAGCUUAUCCCAGAGGAGGAUGCAGAGAUGUUUGAUGUUAAAGAGGAGGACCAAGGGGAGGACGAGGAGGACGCAGACCUGCCUGAGGUUCCCAAGUCUCCCAAGUCUCCUGAUAGCGUGAAUGAAAUCAGAGAUCUGAUAAAUCCCGUGCUGGAGGUGGUGAUUCCUGUGUCAGAGGAGAGCCAGAGCGACAUCACCAAUGGGACGGAGCCAACCACAGGCACCAUCACCAUGGAGGAUGGGGUAGAGGAGGAUGUGAUAAAUGUCACCACUGUGGUGGAGGAUGUCCCUAGGAAAUCUCUGCAAGGCAAGUCAUCUCCGCAGACAAUUCUCCAGCAGCUGAUAGGAAGCAAGAAACAGGACGCUGAUGAGGAGCAUCAGGAGGAAACGGAGACAGCGGUACAUGAAGACGACAGUGAACGGAUUGUUGAGGCAGCAGAAUCGGGUUAUGAGUCGUCGCCUAAGCCACCACUGUCUACGGACUCCAGCCCAUGUGGCGACAAUGGCUUCCAAUCACCGACCAAAGAGGGGCUGGAUGAAGGUGAGCCUCAGCCAAUCAUAAAUAAAAAGGACAAAAUUAUCGACCCAGGAGAAGUGGAAGUGCUUCUAGUGUAGGAAGACAAUCCUCUGAACAUGAUUCUCAUAAACUGGAGAAAGCAGCAGAGUGCGCAUCACAUGUAAUGGGAGAGAAUUGGAAUGAAAAAGGAUUGUAUUUAAGAGUUUUAAUUCAAAGCGUUUUAUUGUUAUUCACACUGCACACUCCAAAACCAAGUCUCUCAUCCUCCCCUAGAAUUUUCUUUUUUGUCUUUGGUGAUUGGUUUCUUUCUAUGCAUCUUAAUGAAUCUCAAUGAAAGUUUUCUUCAUCUUUUGUGUAUGACACUGAAUUCAGCAUGUCUGAUUUAUAUAAGUAAGGCUCCUAUAUGCUACGCCACAUGAAAGUAAUCCACUAUUUUAAACAUAUAAAAUAAGGGAGGAACACUAAACAACAACGACAUCUAAGUUAUUAAUGUUUUCACGUCUUAUAGCAGGAAGGAAGACCUGUAUUUUCUCUAUAUCUCACAUUUAUACAGUCAGAUUAUAUAUAUACAGUUUGUGCCUUUAACUGUACUGCAGGAUUCCUCUUUCAUGACCACGUCCCCUACCUGGGCAGCAGGGGGUGCUACAAUAAACCUUUAGAUAUUAUGGAGAUUUGUACAACUAUUUUUUAAUAACUAUUUCUUUUGAAAUGCAGGAAUCUAUUUUUGUAAAUUGUAAUGUUUUAAAAUAUGAAGUUUGUUUACUUUGAGCGCUUUUCCUGUAUUCGCAAAUGGCCUUCAUGUUUCAACACUAGAUGUUUUAGUACAAACCUGUCAGGAAUGUCCACUGUGAAGUAGGAUGUUUUAUUUUUUGACAACUGUGCAACAAAAAAAAACAACCAAAGUUUUUGUGACUUCAUCUGUGAGUCUUUAACUUUUUGAUUUUGAUGAACUGAUGAAUUUUUAAUGUUGGCUUCAGUCAAUGUUUCUUAAUUUCCCCAACUUCACUGUAAUUACACCGACUCACACAUGACAGUGACAAUUCUUCUAUUUAAAACCUUUUAUAGGUCAAAUUUUACUAUCUGGGUAAGAUAUUUUCCUAAAUGUAUUUCAUUUGGACGAAGUGGCUUUUACAGUUUUAUCUUAUGUGUAAAAAAUGAAAAGAAUAGACCGUAUCACUUGUUGGGAAGACUUGUGGCAUUAGACACACAGAUGACUUGUGUGUUCUGUAAAUCCAGGAGGUUUAAUAAACUUCAGAUAUUAUUUUAUUAUAAUAUAGCAGUGAGUAAUUUACUUUUCUUUUCUUCAAGGAAAUGUCCUGAAACUAUUUUAUUUGGUACCAAGUAUAGGGAAAUUAGCCACAGUCAUUGUCCAUUGUAUGCUUAGCAGUUGACAUUUUUGCAUGUUCAGUUGACCUGCAGGGCACCAAUUAAACCGAGAUAAUCCUUCAUUCAAAUACGGAAAUAAAAGGGGAAACCUGAGAGACAGAAACAGAGGAGGAACAUGACAUACUAAAAGGUGUUGUACAUAUUGGAUAGCAGAAGUUGAACUAAAACACACAGCAGAGAUGGAAUAAAAAGAAUUAGGUAAAUAAAUUAGAAACAUUCUUUCAUAUUUUAUUCUGUUUUUAUUAUAAUUAGUACCAAAUGACAGCCCUCGUUGCAUAUCAUAUCACUUUCCUUGAGGGAACUGUUUAAAACCUUUGUUACCACAUUCUUUUGUUGUUAGCAUCACAUGUACACACACUGGGUGAGUCUGUUUCACUUCUAUAUAAACAGCCCAAGCUGUCAGUGUCCUGUUGUGAAAUCAUCUAUUGUCACUGUUUCCAAGUGCAUUUUGAGUUUGCUGUCUUGAGAUUCAUAACCAUUACUUCCAAUGGAGAACCGCUGACGGUCGCCAUCUCCUGUUUAUUUAUUACAAAACCGUCUGUUUGGUUGCAGCUCAACUUGUAUCCUAAGUGCUUUUGUCUCACUGAGAUAUAUAUAAACAAAUAUGGAUGAAUAAAAGUAUUUCAUCAA
Messenger RNA from Larimichthys crocea (large yellow croaker), 4811 nucleotides. RefSeq names its product niban apoptosis regulator 2a (gene niban2a). Bases 359 to 2893 code for a protein of 844 amino acids. The record is from RefSeq and is a predicted model, not a curated record. The transcript has 14 exons. NCBI's taxonomy places the organism in Eukaryota, Metazoa, Chordata, Actinopteri, Sciaenidae.